Molecule: messenger RNA, 1543 nt
Organism: Zea mays
Lineage: Eukaryota; Viridiplantae; Streptophyta; Magnoliopsida; Poales; Poaceae
Source: RefSeq, a predicted model, not a curated record
UCUGUUCUUUUCAAAACAAAAAACCAAAACCCUUCUGUGGAAAAACGUAAAACCAGGCGCGCCCCGCAGGAAUUGCGGUCAGGAGAACCUCAUCCCUCUCGCCUUCAGGUUCUACUCGCCCUCUCCCCACCCGCAGCGCCUCCUCCCAUUCCCCCAACGGACAUUGCCUAGGAGGCUAGGACAGAACCACCCAGAGCGCACAACCUUACCCGAAUCGCCGUUGCAUGGAGGCCGUGCGCGCGUCGGCGGCGUGGGUCGCCAGUCGCUCCUCCCAUGUCACGGUCGACCUUCAAGAAAUUGAGAAGGUAGUGGACCAAAUCCAAGGAGAUGUUCCAAAAGUUGAGUGGGAUUACGAAGGAAUUCACUACUUUGACAAUGGGCCACUCACAGUCCAGUACCUGUUCGUCUUGGAUGCACUAAACUUCUGCUUCUGGCCAGAUAAGGACUUGAGCUAUGACCAUUUGGCUUCUGGACUGAAGUCAGCCUUGGAGAAAGACAAAAAUGCCCUUGAUUCAGAUCGUCUCCAGAAUUACACUGGGCCCCAGCUCCGCCAACUUCUGAACUGGCCACGACCACUGCCAAUUGAGGAGGAAAGAGUACGCCUUCUCCACGAGGUUGGGCAGGAACUUAAAAGAAGCUUUGGAGGUCAGGCUGCUAAUCUAGUGAAGUCUGCUGGAAACUCUGCUGCGACUCUUAUUGAACUGAUUACUCGACAUUUUCCUGGUUUCCGGGACCAUUCACUCUACAAGGGGCACCAGGUUUUCCUGUACAAGAGAGCCCAGAUCUUUGUUGCUGAUUUGUGGGGCGCCUUCAAGGGACAAAACUAUGGCGAGUUCCACGAUAUCAAUUCCAUCACCAUAUUUGCUGACUACAUUGUUCCAGCGGUCCUGAGGGAGCUUGGAGUACUUAAAUAUGGCUCGAAUCUAUCUUGCUCCAUCGACUCGAACAGUGAGAUAGUGCCUGGAAGCGAGGAGGAAGUGGAGAUACGCGCGUGCUCCAUCUAUGCAGUGGAGAAGAUGAGGGACCUGAUCAGUAAGAAGUUUGGAAAGCAGCUUCUGAGCAUCGACAUUGAUCUCUGGCUCUGGUCCUGCGGCGUGCAGAACAUGGCGCUGUCACAUCACCGCACCCUGUCGAUUUACUACUAGACAGGGCAGUGGCGGAGGACGGAUAAAAAUUUUGGUAUGGCUUGAGCUAUACCUAGCCACAAUGGACCCUCCGCCCCUGAGACAGGCAGUCAGUCAGGAAGCUGACCCUGCUGGUGCGCUCGUUCAGCUGGCCGGGCGUUGUCGUCGCUUGUUCGUCCUAACCAUAACGGUGCAUGUAGGUGUCGAGAGUUUUGUCUCCUUGGGAAUGCACACAGGUGCAAGGUAUUGUAGGCCCGUCCCAUGAGGAUGCAUGGGGUUGGUAGUACAACAUUUUUUUUUGUGAUUUAGAGACUUGAACUGCUGCAGUUUUCACAUGAAUGUUAUCCCUAAGGACAAGGCGGGAGAGCGAGUGUUUCUCUAUCUCCAGAACUGAUCGCGGCGUUUAUUUUCUGUUUCCA